Messenger RNA from Acaulospora morrowiae, 3386 nucleotides. NCBI's taxonomy places the organism in Eukaryota, Fungi, Glomeromycota, Glomeromycetes, Diversisporales, Acaulosporaceae. The record is from the annotation of a GenBank genome assembly.
ACGAUCGUAAGCUUAAAAUAGUGGAAUUAGGAAUAAUACCGACUUUAGCCAAAUUGAUUGAUGAAUCAAGUUCUCUACACGAAAGUGAGACAAAAUACUGGUCUUUAAUGGUUAUACAUCAACUGACACUGUGUGGUAAAAAUCCUUCCAAUCGCGAUCCCGUUAUACAAAGGCAAACUAUUCGCUUAGUUAUAGAAAAGAUUCACUCCCAAUUAAUAAAAGAAGGAUUCAUAUCUAUUCUAGCCAACAUGGCAUGGCAAACAUUCGGUAGUUCCACGAUGCCAAAAUAUUGUUUGCAAGGUUUAGUAAGAAUAAUUUCUAACAUGAGUUUUGAGGAUUCCAGGAAAGAACUUACGAAAUUAUUAGAUUGUAAUAUAAUUCGACUUCUCUCGGCAUGUCUAAGGAACAGUAUUGAGAAUUCGGAUAAAGACGAACUUCCGUACUGGUCCAUGAGGUUACUACACGAAUUUGUUGUCAAAAAUAUUGGGAGAGAUAAUUUUCGCCAAAUGAAAGGAUUGAUUAAAUUCAUGUCACACUUACUUACGAUCGAAGACCCUUACAUAUCUAGAAUAAUAUUAAGUUCAUUGAAGUAUUUAUCCCAUGAUAGCGAAAACUUUCGGGAGGAAAUGAUUCUUUCAGGUAUCACUCGAAAGAUCAUUAAAUGCUUGAAUUCACAAGAUAAUAAUCUCCUUCACUGGAGUUUGAUAGUUCUGCAGGAUUUGGCAUAUCAUCCUGAAUCCCAUCAGGAUUUUUUCAUAUCUGGAGGAUUAGCAAGCUUAAUUGUUUUGGCGGCAUCAGAUAAACGUUUAUAUGUUGCAAGGAUUUUCUCUUCAAUUUGCACUUCAUCAAAUUUUCACAAUAAGAUCGUAAAUGAACCUGGAUUUAUUGAUACCAUACUCAAAAUGCUUGAGGACGAGAACGAACAUGAUGUUCAAUACGCAGCUGCUAUUGCAUUAUAUAAUUUAUCAACUAUGUCAAAUGUUACGGCACGUUUUCUAAUAAAAUCAAAAUGUGUCGACAUAUUAACGAAUGUAUUAUUUAAUUGUGGAAAUGAUAAGUUACAAAUGACUUGUGCGAAGACGCUUUUGGUAUUAGCAUUAAAAGAAAGGGAUCUAUUUCCCAAGCUUACUUUGGACAUAGUCGAUCCAUUAAUUAAAUACAUUCUUAAGACGGGAGAAGAGACUAUAAAUUCAUUUUAUUCGAGCCCUCACAGUUCUCGGAAUAAUAUCACCUCAUUAAAAAAUCACAAUUGUAAAAGGUCAUCAGGGCGUAGUAUUUUCACUAAUACACCAAUGGAUUACAGAUCUUCAGUCUCGAAAUCGACAUCAUCCGAUCGACUUUUAGGAUGCCUUGAAUCUCUUUUGAUAUUUAUUCAAAACAAUAAUGUCUAUGAAAGCAUAGGGGAGAAUUCAAAUAAAGAUGAUUUGAUACUAAGUUUAGUGAAACUAUUGUUGGAACUCAUCUUGCAACCUGCCGUCGAAUCAUGGAUCAAAAACCUAAUCGAUAAGAAAUCAACAUUUUCGAUUAAUGAAUUGUUACUAAGGUCUAGUGAAAUAAAUCGCACGAGAAAAUUUAGAUUUUCAUGGUUGGCCUUCUGUAAUACUGCACCUGCACGAGAACAUGGAGAGAAUAAUUUACAACGACCAACAGUAACGAAGGAUAAUUUGAGCUUAUUGUCGGAUAGCGAGGAUUUACGAAAAUUAAAAGUAUUGUUGUCAAAAAGUGCAGCCAGCUUGCUCACUGCUCUUACUUAUUACUAUCCAUUUAUUCGGGACUUCAUUGUUGAAAAUGACACGUUUUUCGGUGCUUUGAUAAAGCUAUGUCAAGAAUGUCCUUCUCUUACCGAAAGUGUCGUUUCAUUUAUAGCUUUAUUCUCUAUUGAAGGUGGCCCCUAUUCCUUGGGAAUAAAAAUGCUAACAAUGGCGACUGUAUGGAAAGUGUUGCAUAGGACACAUUCACCCAUAAUUCGCUUUUACGGAAAUCUGUUUUUAUAUUACAUGAGUCAACCGUGGCCCGUCGAAGAGGAAGAAUCACGUCUCUCAGAUUUGUUUACAUGCUAUUGUAUGUUGAAUAUUACAGAUUGUACGAGUCAGAUAGUGUUAUCCGGUGAUAUGUUUGAGUGUCGAAAUGAUUCACAUAGAUUUGAAAGUAUCCGGGCCACUCACUCUAUCUCAGAGGAUCGUUAUGCGUACGAAGUAAUAUUGUGUACUGACGGAUUAAUACAAGUAGGUUGGGCUACCAAGGAUUGCGUGUUUGAUCCAGAAAAUGGUAGAGGUGUUGGUGAUGAUAAACAUUCGUAUUCCUACGAUGGUCAUCGCAAAAGGAGAUGGCAUGAUCAAGAAAAUAACAAUGGAUACGGCGAGACUUGGCUUAUUGGAGAUAUUAUAACUUGUGCAAUCGAUGUGAAUGAAGGCAUAAUAACUUUUUAUAGAAAUGGUGAAAGUAUGGGUGUUGCUUUUAGUGACAAAAAAAUUUGUACCGGAGGUCCAUGGUUUCCUGCAUUGUCACUUUCAUCAAAUCAAGGCUGUCGUGUUCAUUUUGGUAGCAUUUUAGAUCCUAUCAAAUACCUACCUAAUGAAUAUUUACCAGUUGCUUCCGUCGUUCCAAGGUUUGAGUUUAACCACUCAUCUCUUUCAUCCAUUAUUACCGAUGGUGAAGAUAAUGAUAAUAAUGAAAUUCGCAGUACCGACAAGUUGUGUUCACGGAUAAAAUCAUCCGCGGAAAAACAAAAAUUAGAUUCCCUUGAGGUCUCGACUGUGGCUAGUUCUACGUUGACGUCUCAGCCAGCCGGAUCUAUUCCGGGUGUAAUUAAUCAGAAACAACCAGAGAUGACUACUAGUUUUGGUUGUACGCUUUUUGAUACUGAUGUCACCUUUGUUCCCCUGUUAUAUUACGAAGUUGAGAAUCCUAUCGAUUUCGACACAUGGUUAGUAGGACUUUUGGAAACCCGAAUAGAAAAGAAUGAUGACUUAAAAAUUGAAUAUCAAGGUCAGGAGGCCUUCGUUAAAAUGUAUACUAACUUAAGGCUCAACGAUGGUGAUUGUAUUGGUUGGGGUGCCUUUGAUUCGAAUGAGCCUCGAUUGACCGAAUAUAAGUACCUUGAUUCUGAAAAGAUUUUGUUGAAAUGCUUUUUCACGUUGAAUGGUAGUAUAAUAGAAAACGGCAUAACUGACGAAUUAUUUUCACAAAAAAAAUUCGAAUCAGCGCAUGAAUUCAUUUUUCCAUGGAUUCGUAACUUGCCACAUUGCGUACCAUCCUUUGGAGUUAUCAAAGGCGAAAAACCCACAUUUCGAUUCAAAAAAGCGAAUGACAGGCAUUCCGUUCGCGCAAUGUCUGAGUACAUGACCUGGUAUACUCAAAUAUGGUGGAAAUCUCAUGAAAUAUAG